AUGAGUAUAUUCGAUUACGCUGCCGUGGGCGAUCUAGCUGGUCUCAAAUCAGCUAUUGCAGGAGAUGACAGGUUACAAUCACCUGCAAUCUUAAAGUCCUACAUCAACUCUCAGAACGAUAGGAAAUGGACUGCUCUUCAUUUCGCAGCCCGUUACGGAAAACUCGAAUUCGUAAACUACCUAAUCCAACAAGGCGCCCAAACAGACUUGAAAGACGACCAAGGACGCACUCCCGGUGCACUAGCAUUCGAAUGGGGAUUUGAACCACUCUCAAAAUCACUGGGUUUCAAUCCAAGUGAAGCACCAUCCAAACCAGCUGCUGCAGCGCCUGCAGGCAAGGGAUUACCAUCACUGUCUGCUGUAGCAACACCCAAGAAAGCUGCUGCUGCUAGCAAACCACCUCCACCACCAAAAGCCCCCGUUAAAGCUGCACCUGUAAAAGCUGUUACCAAGAGUUCAUCAGCAGGAGGAGCUGCUCCAGUAGCGCCGCCACAGUUGGUUAACUUUUUCGCUGGAAGUCGAUUGAAUCGUAAAUCAUACAUCCGAGACGACACUGUAAUGCUAAACAAGGCCCGUCAGGACCCACGAACACGAUACCUGGUAUUCGAGAGUCUUAAUCCAUUAUUCCGUGACACCAAAGGGCAACGAACAGACAUUGCUUGGAUUGGGUGGGAAGAUAUCAAGCAAUUCCUGCCUGCUAUUGGAUCAGAUGAAGAAAAGAAGGGUGUUACGCUCGUAUUUUUGGGUAUUGAUGAAGAAGAUGCGGAUCGUGCGUAUUGGGCCCUGGAUGUAACGCCCUUUGCGGAUCUCGUUAAAUUUAUGGGAGAAUUGGGAUACGAGUUCUCAGACGCUCGUCCAACUGGAUUUAGACUAGCAAAGGAGGAAGCUGCUAUUGUUGCUCAUGGCAGAGCAAUGCUGGAUUGGAAUUUACGUAAUCCAUUCUGUCCUAGCUGUGGUACAAUUACAGACAGUGAGGAAUCAGGAUACAAACGUAAAUGCCAGAAUAAGGGCUGUUUGAAGGGUGUUCAGAACUUCCAAUAUCCAAGGACGGACCCCGUCGUAAUCUCAUGUGUGAUAUCCAAAGAUGGGGAGAAAUGUCUGUUAGGAAGGGGUGCACGUUUCCCGGGUAUCUUUUACUCGUGUGUGGCAGGUUUCAUUGAAGGUGGUGAAUCUCUUGAGGAAGCAGUGAGGCGAGAAGUAUUGGAAGAAACUGGGAUCAAGGCUGGACGUGUUUGGUAUCAUUCGUCUCAACCUUGGCCAUUCCCAAAUUCUCUCAUGAUUGGAUGUAUGACUGAAGCUCUCACUGAGGAUAUCGAACUGCUGGACAAGGAGCUGGCAGACGCUCGCUUCUUCAGCAAACAAGACGUCCUAAUCGCACUUGGAUUGGGUCCCAAAGGAGCAAAACCAAGCAUGAAGUUCAUGGCUCCACAAGACUUCGCCAUAGCACAUAACUUGAUGAAGGCAUGGGCAACUGGUGAAUUCAAACUUCCUUCUGCUACUGCUUCGAAACUGUGA
Molecule: messenger RNA, 1515 nt
Organism: Synchytrium microbalum
Lineage: Eukaryota; Fungi; Chytridiomycota; Chytridiomycetes; Synchytriales; Synchytriaceae
Gene: NPY1
Product: NAD+ diphosphatase
Exons: 11
Coding region: 1-1515 (504 amino acids)
Biological process (GO): NAD+ catabolic process; NADP+ catabolic process
Cellular component (GO): cytosol
Molecular function (GO): NADH pyrophosphatase activity; protein binding
Source: RefSeq, a predicted model, not a curated record